Drosophila serrata is the source of this 1243-nucleotide messenger RNA. It is a transcript of the gene Sirt6, whose product is annotated as sirtuin 6. Gene Ontology annotation, molecular function: transcription corepressor activity; histone H3K9 deacetylase activity, NAD-dependent; NAD+ binding. Gene Ontology annotation, cellular component: nucleus. The record is from RefSeq and is a predicted model, not a curated record. Lineage: Eukaryota; Metazoa; Arthropoda; Insecta; Diptera; Drosophilidae. Gene Ontology annotation, biological process: negative regulation of transcription by RNA polymerase II.
ACUUCCAUGGGCCGCAAGAAAACGUAAACAAAACAAUAUUUAUGCAAAAAUUCGCAUUUCUAAAGAAAAUCCAAACAAAAACCCGGCAUGAGCUGUAACUAUGCGGAAGGACUAUCAGCCUACGACGACAAGGGAGUCCUGGGAGCUCCCGAAACCUUCGACAGCGACGAUGUGGUGACCGAAAAAUGCCAAGAACUUGUGGAUUUAAUCAAGAAAUCCGGACAUGUUGUCCUGCACACAGGAGCCGGUAUUAGUACCUCUGCAGGAAUACCUGAUUUCCGGGGACCCAAGGGAGUAUGGACACUUGAGGAAAAGGGCGAAAAACCGGACUUCAAUGUGUCCUUUGACGAGGCGAGGCCCACCAAAACGCACAUGGCCAUUAUAGCACUGCUGGAGAGUGGCUACGUGCAGUAUGUGGUGUCCCAGAACAUCGAUGGAUUGCACCUUAAAUCUGGACUGGACAGGAAAUUCCUCUCCGAACUGCAUGGCAAUAUUUACAUCGAGCAAUGUAAGAAGUGUCGUCGCCAGUUUGUGAGAUCCACUGCCGUGGAAACUGUGGGCCAGAAAUCGUUGGACCGUCCGUGCAAGUCUUCCCUGGAGAGUAAAGGACGCAGCUGCAGAUCGGGAAUACUAUACGACAACGUACUCGAUUGGGAGCAUGAUCUGCCGGAAAAGGAUCUUGAAAUGGGCCUGAUGCACUCCAGCAUCGCAGAUCUGAAUAUAGCCCUUGGAACCACUCUACAAAUCGUUCCAAGUGGGGAUCUUCCGCUGAAGAACCUAAAGCGCGGCGGUAAGUUAGUCAUUUGUAAUCUGCAGCCCACAAAACACGACAAAAAGGCCAACUUGAUCAUCUCCAGCUAUGUGGAUGUGGUAUUAUCCAAGGUCUGCAAGUUGCUGGGAGUUGAAAUCCCUGAAUACUCAGAGUCAACCGAUCCCACUAAGCUUCCAAGUCCGAAAGAGUGGACUAUACCCAUGAACGAUGUGAAUAACUUUCAUAAACAUUACAAGACUCGCGUGAAAGAGUCGAAAAUUGAGUCAAAGGCUAAGAAAACUAAGUACAUCUAGGGAGUAUAGCUAGAUAUAUUAAAGACCCUUUAAAAUUAUUUUAAACCCUUAACCAUAUCUAAUAGCACCCUUAAUUAGCUUAGAAAAAACGUUAUUCCUAAAAUGCAUAUUUAAUUUAUAUGUAAAUGUCUCGAAGUAUACAUAUUUAAGUGCUUAUUCAACUCAUGGACGUAAUGAA